AUGUCGACCGCUGCAGCCACGAGCAUCGACGACUACAUUGCCGACGUCGUCUAUUGCUACCCGCACGCGACGAUCGCCAAACCGUCAACAGGUCCCUCGUGUGGUCUCGAGUCGUCUCUUGCUGCGUGCGCACCGAGCCCGACUACGCUCACUGCAACGUGGACGGUUGACGCCGUCGGGACGCCUCUUCGCUCCGCCCUCCGAGCCGUACUAGUGGUGUGCACGCAUUCGACACCGUGUGCGUUGGCCACGUCCUCUACCGGGACAGUGGCCUACCUGCCGUUUAAGAAUUUGCCGUCGGCGCCGCCCUUCAGCGUCGCUCAAUCGGUCACGGGCCUUGCCCCCAAUGCAACGUACGCUGUCUACGUGCUCUCGUCCGACGCUUCGUCCAACUAUGUCGUGUAUCAGUCCUAUCAGAUGCCAGCCGCCCUCGAGAGCGAGGCCAUCGCACAGACGACGACGGCGCCGCCACUCGCAUCAACACCACCGCCACUGACAUCGCCACCCCUCACAUCGCCACCUCCACCACUGACAUCGCCACUGGCGCCUCACACUUCAAUGGCCGACAGUAGUUUUUCGACGGCUGCGAUCGUGGGUGUCGUGGUCGCGUGCUUGCUGCUCGUUGCUGGUGUCGCGUGGUGGGUGCUGCACGGCUCGCGGCGUCGACGGCUUCCCCUUCCCGCGCCUCUUGAAACGCCGACCGUGUUUGAUCUGGACCAAGGCAAGUACACCCAGGUUGUCUACAACGAAGGGUAG
This is a messenger RNA of Saprolegnia parasitica CBS 223.65, 756 nucleotides long. RefSeq lists its product as hypothetical. The transcript has 5 exons. The record is from RefSeq and is a predicted model, not a curated record. The coding region runs from base 1 to 756 and encodes 251 amino acids. NCBI's taxonomy places the organism in Eukaryota, Oomycota, Saprolegniomycetes, Saprolegniales, Saprolegniaceae.